This is a messenger RNA of Parnassius mnemosyne (clouded apollo), 867 nucleotides long. The record is from the annotation of a GenBank genome assembly. NCBI's taxonomy places the organism in Eukaryota, Metazoa, Arthropoda, Insecta, Lepidoptera, Papilionidae.
AUGGAUGAAUUCGUCUCUGCAUCAGAAGUUGCCUCUUCCUCAGAAAUAAUUCGCGCUCGUCGUCUAAACCGUAAAGUUAUUAAAGCAGAUAACUCUGUUGAGUGGAUUCCAACACAAACGAUUGUAAUUACGUUCUCUGGUAAAUUACUGCCCUCACAUGUUUUUGCCUAUUUCACGUCAUAUCCUGUAGAACCAUACAUCUUACCAACAAUACAAUGUUAUAACUGCUGUCGUUUCGGUCAUGUUAAGUCUAAAUGCCGAUCCAAGCCUCGUUGUUAUAAAUGUGGACAACCACAUGAUGGAGAAUCAUGUGAAGUUACCUCGGUCACAUGUCUUCACUGUUCUGGUAAUCAUACAGCUAUUAGUUCAUCCUGUCCAGAAUUUAAUAGACAAAAAUCUAUUAAAGUAAUUAUGUCCCAAGAACAUAUCUCUUAUGACGAAGCAUCUGUAAGAGUCCGCCCAUCCAAACGAGGCUAUUCCGACAUUGCAAGCAAAACUCCUUUAAAUCCAUCUCCUAAUACGAGUAAUAAGAAUUCAUAUAAAAAAACUUUCUAUAUAAAUAGGAAACCACGAUCUCCAGCAUCCGAUCAUGGGUAUGACCAUACAGCCCAUGAAUCCAUGAUCCAAACCCCAAGAAGUUCUCUUCCUAAUGGAAAUGCUUACCCUAAAGAUAAUGAGCAAAACCAUACUUCUCCAAAUGAAAAUUUAAUAGACUUACUGAUAUCCACACUUUUGUGUAUCAUUUCGAAAUUUGACGACCACUGUUUACCUCCAAAUUUAACCCAGUCUCUUGAGAAACUAUCGACGCUCUUAAAUAAUAUAAAUAAGCAUGGCUACGAUUCUUCAAUGGAACUGUCGCAGUAUUAA